Girardinichthys multiradiatus is the source of this 2199-nucleotide messenger RNA. RefSeq names its product methylmalonyl CoA epimerase (gene mcee). Gene Ontology annotation, cellular component: mitochondrion. Gene Ontology annotation, biological process: L-methylmalonyl-CoA metabolic process. NCBI's taxonomy places the organism in Eukaryota, Metazoa, Chordata, Actinopteri, Cyprinodontiformes, Goodeidae. Bases 109 to 630 code for a protein of 173 amino acids. The record is from RefSeq and is a predicted model, not a curated record. The transcript has 3 exons. Gene Ontology annotation, molecular function: methylmalonyl-CoA epimerase activity.
UCUCCGUUAGCCAUGACUCCCUCACAUGUGUGACCGUCGGAGUGUCGCAGGUAAACAGGCUCUAAGGGAAACUCUUCCGAUGUAGCGGAUUGGUUCCGAGGUACGAACAUGGCGUCCGCUGUGCUGAAGGUUGCAGUUGCAGGCAUUUCCAGAUGUUCCCGUGUCACCCUUCUGAGGGCACAUUCGACAACAGCCCCCCUUCAACACGGCGUUCCUGGAUCCCUGUGGAAGCUGGGGAAGCUGAACCACAUAGCCAUCGCCGUCCCUGACAUGGAGAAGGCCACGGCUCUGUAUCGAGACGUGCUCGGUGCCACUGUGAGCGAGAAGGUCCCCCUGCCGGAGCACGGCGUCUACACUGUGUUUGUGGAGCUGGGGAACACUAAGCUGGAGCUGCUCCAUCCUCUCGGGGAGAAGAGCCCCAUCUCUGGGUUCUUACAGAAAAACAAGUCAGGAGGGAUGCACCACAUUUGUAUUGAGGUGGACGACAUUAACGCUGCGGUGGCCGACCUGAAAUCAAAGAACAUCAGAACCCUGUCGGCAGAGCCUCGGAUAGGUGCUCAUGGGAAACCGGUCAUGUUCCUUCAUCCCAAAGACUGUGACGGUGUGCUGGUGGAGCUGGAAGAAGCAUGAAACUCGCUGCUUCGCAUGAACUGUUGGCGCUCUCCAUGUACAUCUACAUUAUUCUUCUGCCAUUUUGUUUGAUAACACAGUGAUAACAGUCUUGAUUGUUCUUUGCAGCACUUCUCAUUUCAGAAACAGUUUUUUUCUGUUUUUGUUUCUGAAUCAGUUAUAAUAGGGGAUGUUUUGACAGUUUUCAUAAAGGGGAACAGCCACUAACUGCUCUUAUUAUUAUUUUUGAAUAAGAGUUUGAAAUCUUAAUCUAAAAGAGCACAUUGUUUUUCUCCCAGCUGUAACUUGAAACAAAUGUGCAGCCGAAGGACGGAUCAUGUCAGGAAAACAGCAACAUCCUGGGGAAAUUUAUCGAGCAGCAUUCCUGUUGCAGAUCAUCAGGCAAACAUGGUUCUAAAUAUAUCUGACCAAUAGCAUCCAAUAACCGCAUACAGCCAGUGCAAAAGAAUUUGAAAAGGAAAAUAGCUGAAAUUCAAAUCAGAACCCCUCAUAAUGUAGUGUCAGACCCAUUUAUUGACCCAUCCUGAUAAAGAUGUGGAAAAAGCCACAAAAUAAAUUUCCAUUAUGUUGUAGUGACAUAAUCUUAUAAUCCACAUUUGAAGAAAAUCCAACCUUUAAACUGAAUACAUUUGAUCAAUGGGUGAAAAUAACCUGUUAAGAAAGUUUAGUUUUUAUUUAGAAAACACUAAAGUCAUUUGUAACAUUUCACAAGGUUGGAGCACACAAAGAAAAUGAUCUUUAACUGUUCCUCUUUGCACAGUCCUGGUUCUUUUCUUCUCAUUUAUCCAAUUCACUUCACAGGGUUUCUUCAGGAUUUAUAACUGUGCACUUUGAUGACCAGGGAAGAAGGAUCUUUGUCUGCUGCUCCUUUUCUCUAAUGAUGUGGCUUAAUGUUUUGGAUCAUUAACCUACUCAAAGACCCAGUUCAGUUUUCUGGUGUAUGCCACAAGUUUUAUAUGAAACCUCCUGGUAUUUCAGGGAGUUUAUGUUCUCAUGCACUCUUAUAAGGUACUCAUGCCCUUUGUAAGAGGAACAGGCCCACAGCAUCACAGAUCCUCCAUCGUACUUAACAGUGGUCACAUAUCAAACACACCUGGAGUGUAUGCUGUUAAAUCUUACUCUCAUCUGACUAAAGGUCACAGUUCCAAUUGAAGUCCUAGUGAACUAAGCAGAUGUCACAUGCUUAACAUUUGUGUUGAUAGGACAGAAAUGGUAAUUCCCUAACAGCCUGUUUUUUUCCUUGACCUACUCAUUAUCCUUUUCACUGCGCUUCAUUUAACAUAGUGGGAAGGGUCUAAAUGAAAUGGGUGUCUGUGACAUGUCAUUAUUACACGCCAAGCAUACAGAGAGCCAUGGAUUACUAAUUAGAAGUCCUUCCAAACUCUGGCCACCUUAAAGUACAUAAAAAAACUCUUCAGUCAUGUUUGUUUUAUAUGUAUCAAUGAAACGCCUGACCGAUGUGAACAGUGAUCAUUAGAGGCAUUUACAAGAAAACCAAAAAGACCAAAAAUGGAGAUCCAAGGUUUUUUCCUGACUGCAAGAAAGUGUAAAUAAAAACCAAGAAAUGUA